UGAAUCUUAAUCUUAGUAUCUUAGAACCCGACGGCGAUGGCUCAGCCACCUACUUCUUACCCUUCAACUUCCAGCUCCGGUCAAAUCGCAGUUGUUAACCCUCAAUUCUGUGCACCUUACUCACUUGAUAUCAUCAUCCAAAGGAAGCUCCUCACCCUAACUGAAGGCAACUUCGCCGUCGCCGACGUUAAUGGCAAUAUCUUGUUUCAGGUCAAAGGGAAACUCUUCAGCCUCCACGAUCGUCGCUUCCUCCUUGAUGUCGCCGGAAAUACCAUCCUCACUCUUCAACAAAAGAUAAUUAGUGUGCAUAAGAGAUGGGUAGUUUUCAAAGGAGACAGUACUGAAUCUAAGAAUCAAUUAUUUAGCGUGAAGAAGUCUUCUCUGCUCCAACUUAAGACAGAAUUGGAUGUUUUCUUGGCUGCAAAUACUAAGGAACGUAGUUGUGACUUCAAGAUCAGUGGAAAUUGGUCGGAUAGGUCUUGUGUCAUUUAUGCUGGAAACACUAAAAACGUUGUUAUUGCUCAGAUGCACAAGAAGCAUAAUGUUCAGAGUGUUUUGCUUGGAAAAGACACGUAUUCUGUGACUGUUUAUCCAUAUGUAGAUUACGCCUUCAUAGUUGCACUUGUUGUGAUCCUCGAAGAGAUCAAUGCCGACAAAAAAGGAGAGGAUUGAGAAUCGAUGAACUUUGAAGGUAUUAUUACAUAAAUUUUCACGUUUAAUCCUGUCUAUUGUUUCUUAGAACAAUUUCAUUCUUUUUAUUGUAUAGUAUAUUAGUUAUUGCACUUGUUGGAAAUUAAGCAGUUUCAGAAUAUUUAUGUUUGAGUGAAAACUUCUAAAUAGAAUGGAAAGUAUUAAUUUUAUGUUUGAA
Messenger RNA from Impatiens glandulifera, 868 nucleotides. Its product is annotated as protein LURP-one-related 15-like. Lineage: Eukaryota; Viridiplantae; Streptophyta; Magnoliopsida; Ericales; Balsaminaceae. The transcript is spliced from 3 exons. Bases 37 to 672 code for a protein of 211 amino acids. The record is from RefSeq and is a predicted model, not a curated record.